This is a messenger RNA of Patiria miniata (bat star), 1183 nucleotides long. RefSeq lists its product as uncharacterized. The record is from RefSeq and is a predicted model, not a curated record. The transcript has 8 exons. The coding region runs from base 180 to 770 and encodes 196 amino acids. NCBI's taxonomy places the organism in Eukaryota, Metazoa, Echinodermata, Asteroidea, Valvatida, Asterinidae.
CACCAUAUCCAAUUAAAGGGAAUCCUGCAAAUAUUGCAGCACAUUUUACUGACAAUGAUACAACUACAAAUGUUUUUCCAUUUAAAAAAAGUUCAGCAACAUACCAUGCUGCUUCAUUUAUUAAAUCUAAUUUUUACUCCCUGAAAUUUGCAGUUUCUUUCUUGGAGAAUAAUUACCUCAUGUCACCUGUGUAUUGUUUCCCUAUGCCCAGUUACUACAAGCAAUUGUGCAUUAAACUGCCAAACAGAUCAGAGGCAAAUGUCGUAGACAAACCAACUUAUGUUGCCGCUAUUGAGAAAAAUGAUCAUGCUGUAUUGCAAGAGAUCAUACAGAAUGUCACGCAGCUUCCUCUACUGGUAAAAGAUGUGCAGGAUAAAGCCCCAGCCAUGCCAGCUGCAAGCGGCAGUGAUUAUGAAACAUCUCAAGGAAAUGCUAAAGCCCUAGCCAUGCCAGCUCCAAUCUGCAGUGAUUAUGAAACAUCUCAAGAAAAUGAUGAUGCUACACUAGCUCCCCUGGCCCAACAGGACACAUCCAAAGUGCAGAAAGAAGAGAAAUUUCAGUGGACCCACAAGCGUGCGUUGCUUCUGAUCGAGUCGUAUCGCUGCCUGAAAGAUAAAUUUGACAGUAGUGCCAUACGGAAGAGCCAAGCUUGGAAGAUGGUGGCCGAGCGAAUGAGAGCGAAGGGAGUUGAUGAUGCAACAGGCAAUAUCAGUGAGAAAUGGCGGAGCCUGAAAUACAGAUGCCAUGACAGGGUUCCAACUGAGCAGUGAUUAUUUCCAUGACUGCAUGCAAAGAAUAACUACUGGCCAAACCUGAAUUUGAUUCUAUGACAGGGUUCCAACUUACAUGUAGCAGUGAUUAUUUCCAUGACUGAAUGCAAAGAAUAACUACUGGCCAAAUCUGAAUUUGGGGUGAGAGUUCCAUCAUUUUGUUAACGCACAGAAGUCCAAUGCAUCUCUACAGGGGAAAGAAUUAAGGGAACUUACACAGCCUCACAUGUCCUCCUGGCCAUGGCGUGUGAUGAAGACACCAGUGACACUCACCAAGAUGAGUCCAUCAUGAGAUUCUUGGCUUGGAUGGCCACAUUUGCGAGGACUUGAUGUUAUGGCCGGAAUCUUUGGGACAGUCUUUGGCGCCAGUCAGUCAGUAAUCCGCACAGUGCCUGGCGAAGGUCCUUGUUCCU